AUGGCGCGAACCAAACAAACAGCUCAUAAGUAUGUGGUGCGCAGUAGGGACGUUCGAACGGCGUCAGCCACCAUAUUGACAAACGUCCACAGAGUCACGACCAAAGUCACCGUCGUAAAGGAAGUGGAAAUCUCCGUAGACCGGAGAUCAUCACUUCCGGUAAAGAAACCGCAUCGUUAUAGACCCGGAACCGUUGCGCUCCGAGAGAUCCGUCGUUACCAGAAGUCCACUGAACUGUUGAUCCGAAAGCUUCCGUUCCAGCGAUUGGUCCGAGAGAUCGCUCAGAACUUUAAGACUGACCUCCGAUUCCAGUCUUCAGCCAUUAUGGCUCUGCAAGAGGCAUCUGAGGCUUAUUUGGUCGGUCUCUUCGAGGACACGAAUCUGUGCGCCAUUCACGCCAAGAGAGUGACAAUUAUGCCGAAAGACAUCCAAUUGGCCCGUCGUAUACGUGGAGAGAGAGAGCUUAAAGCUGCAGACUGGCAUUUUAUAAUGCUUUUUAUUAUUAUUCAAACAUUCAAUAUCUUUUAA
Molecule: messenger RNA, 528 nt
Organism: Medioppia subpectinata
Lineage: Eukaryota; Metazoa; Arthropoda; Arachnida; Sarcoptiformes; Oppiidae
Source: the annotation of a GenBank genome assembly